CUUUUCUUUGACCACGCAGAUCAGGCCACCCCCGCGCUUCCCCAGACCAUUGCGUCAAAAUCCCUCCCGCAUUUAACCUCGCCAUCUACCCACUGCGCGGUUUGCUGUUUGACUUGUUGCGAGAAGCCUAAUUUGAGACGCUUCCAUCGCAAGCACUUGAAUUAAGUUGAGGAUCUCAGGUAAGUUUUCUUUCAGUCCACGAUGGCUGAAGAAAAUCCGAACCACCCAGCCUCUUCGGCUGCGGAACACGAGACAUCCGCACCGGCUACCUCGGCUAUUCUCCCUCCUCAGCAUUGGGUUCAAAUCGCGCAGACAGGGGAAGGGGACAACGCUGACACUGAUUCGACCAUCGACGCCGACAAUGCCUCCUCAACAGCGUCCAUCACCUCCAGCAUCCUUCAGUACAGGACGAUACACGGCAGAACCUACCACAGCGAGCAGGGAAAUGCGCAAUAUUGGGGAUCUAACGACGAGGCACAGAUUGAAUUAAUGGAUGUUACUCAUCACAUUCUUACCCUUGGGAUUGGAGGAAAACUCCAUCUGGCGCCUUUAGAAAAAGAUAAAGUCCAGCGAGUUAUCGACAUUGGAACUGGAACUGGAAUAUGGGCUAUUGACUUCGCGGAUGAAUACCCUGGCGCAGAGGUCAUUGGAACGGACCUCUCUCCCAUCCAGCCAUCCUGGGUGCCACCAAACGUGCAAUUCGAGAUCGAAGACUGCACACGAGAAUGGACUUUCGAAUCUAGCUCUGCAGAUUUCAUCCACAUGAGAUGGCUAUUUGGCAGCAUCAAAGAUUGGAAUGAACUCUGCUCUGAGGCAUUCAGGGUCUGCAAACCUGGUGGAUGGUUUGAGAGUCUUGAAGCUUCCACGGUCGUCAGUACUGACGAUGAUACGGUUGAUGGGAAUUCAGCCAUGGGGCAAUGGGGAAAGUUCUUUAUCGAAGGCAGUAAGAAAAUGGGAACAAGCGCCACAGUCGUUGAGGACGGUACGCAGAAGACGGCCAUGGAACAAGCCGGCUUCAUCAACAUUCAAGAAUUCAACUUCAAGAAUCCCAUUGGCGACUGGCCCAAAGACCCAAUCAUGAAAGAGAUGGGUGCAUACACCAAAUAUGGUCUCGACACGGAUAGCGAAGGGUUUGUCUUGUUCAUGGCUCACACUUUGGGCUGGACGAGACCCGAGAUCCUGGUCUAUCUCGCACAUUUUCGACGCGAGUUGCGCUCAGGGGAGCAUCACGGUUAUUUCAGGCAAAAGGUGGUUUGGGGCCAGAAACCAGAUGCGGCUUCUGAAUAAGCUGCGCCAACAUGCCGAUGUUGAGAGAUUGAGAACUUGGAAUUAGGUAUCUAGCCAAGGAGGUCGAUUUUGCAGCCGGUUUUUACGUUACGCAUCUCUGCCAGUUGCGAAGUGAUGCACUUUCCCUGACGGCUAA
Ilyonectria robusta is the source of this 1423-nucleotide messenger RNA. Its product is annotated as S-adenosyl-L-methionine-dependent methyltransferase. NCBI's taxonomy places the organism in Eukaryota, Fungi, Ascomycota, Sordariomycetes, Hypocreales, Nectriaceae. The coding region runs from base 202 to 1287 and encodes 361 amino acids. The transcript is spliced from 9 exons. Gene Ontology annotation, molecular function: methyltransferase activity. The record is from RefSeq and is a predicted model, not a curated record.